AUGGUGCACAGCAGGCGUGUUCUUGCUGAGGGUUCAACAUCUUAUAAAUGCCCUGCUCCAGGCUGCAUUUGCACAUUCGGUACUACACAAGGACUGAAUUCUCAUCUACGCAAUGCUGCAAGUUGUAAAUGGUAUAAGCUAGGGAAGGGAAGAGAGCUGGAUAGGGUGGAUGAGGAAGGUAUGGAGGGACUACCAGAUGGGAUAGCAGAUGAGGUGGAAGAUGAUUUAUUUCAGUUGAUACCUCUGGGGCCAGAUAACCAGGAGCAGGGAGAGCCCGUAGCCGGUCCUUCUACUAGUAGGCAUAGAACCGCUUUAGCAGAGGAGGAAGAUGCGCGUGUCACAGAGACUCAUCCUACUGCUGGGAGGGUCAUACGAAUGGAGGAGACAGUGCAUGCUAAAUGGCGGACACAAUUUGGAUCAGGUGAUGGAGAAGAGGCGGAAUCAGACUGUUCUGAUGAAGAUGAAGAUGGUAAUUUAUUCUACCCCUUUGCAUCAUGUCUGGACUGGCAGGUAGGGUGUUGGGCUGUGCAAGAGGGAAUAGGACACAAAGCAUUUGACAGGUUGUUUGCUAUACCAGGUGUUAGAGAGCGUUUAGGACUUGCAUAUUAUAAUAUCAGAGGACUCCAUCAAACCAUAGACAGCAUCCCUCCUCGAGCUAAAUGGCAAUCAACUUACUUGGCCUUCAAUGAUACACUGGACUAUAAGCAUGAACUACACUACCGAGAUCCAUUGGAAGCCAUUCAGACAUUGCUGGGCAAUCCUGCUCAUGCUCAAGAUAUUGUCUAUAAGCCUUCAAAAAUAUUUACAGAUGCUUCUCAUUCUACAUGCAUAUAUAAUGAAAUGUGGACAGGGCGUUGGUGGCAUGCAGUCCAGGUGAGCGUCUCAAUAUUGACUACACUUCUUUAA
This is a messenger RNA of Suillus paluster, 906 nucleotides long. RefSeq lists its product as uncharacterized. Bases 1 to 906 code for a protein of 301 amino acids. The transcript has 3 exons. Lineage: Eukaryota; Fungi; Basidiomycota; Agaricomycetes; Boletales; Suillaceae. The record is from RefSeq and is a predicted model, not a curated record.